CGGAGGGAAGGCACACGGAGUCUGCGCAACGUUGCUACACCCGACUGUACGAAGUUUCUGGAUAUCCGUCCGCAGCACAAGGAACACGAAAAGCUGCGUAUUGAAGGAGUAUUCCACUGCAGGUCUGUGUCAGUUUGAUGGGGGAGGAUGACAACCUCUACAUCACCGCCAGUUUUUAUCGACAAGGAUGGCGUGGCCAUACGCUUCAAAAAGAGGAAAGCUCGCUUCACCUUCAGUGAGGUGCACAUCCUCCUGGAUGAGGUCCGCAAGAACCGCCACCUUGUUGUCGGCAAGUUCAACUACGGUGUGCCGUCAUCCGUGAAGAAGCGCACCUGGGCGGAGAUCACCGCUCGCAUCAACGAGAUCGGCGAGUGCGAGCGCGAGGUCACGGAGGUCAUCAAGAAGUGGUCGGACAUGAAGUGCGACACCAAGCGCAAAGUGGCGGGCGUCCGCUCCAGGGUCACGAGCUUGCCGAACAGCAGCGUCGUCCGCCAGUUCACGCCCACGGAGGACAUCAUCCGCAACAUCUUGGAGCUGGACAAGAAGCAGGACGGACAACGGCCCAGCAGCCGCAGAAACGGCAACAGAAACGGCAACAGAAACGGCACCAGCGCGGCAGUUGGGUUGGCCGACGAAGAGGACGGGGCAGGGGAGGAUGACGACGGUGACGACAUGGACAUGGAUGUAGCGGCGAUGGGCUCCCUGCACAGCUCGCCUGAGGCAGGCGAAGGGGACAGAGGAAUGGGCACGGGCGCCCUGGACUCACCCUCCACCAUGCCACCCCCGUUUGGAACAUCUGCAUCCACAUCUGUGCCUUCCACUUCCUCCAUGACCACGCCGCCGCCACCACUGCCAGGUUCCAAAGACGAGAACACUGAAGGCAAUAAUUUCUCUUUCAGCUCUGGAGAUACGUCAUUUGAAAUGAAUUUUGAGAUGCCUUUUACAGAAGACAGUACCCAGCUGGCGGACUUGGAUGAUGACCAGGCCAACACCUCACGACUGUCCACUUCAACCCCCACCCCCACUGCUAGCGCCAGCAAUGCUAGCAGCAGCGUUGGGGCCGUGCAGCGCUCCGAGGCGUCCCUUUUCCCCCCUCCCUCUUCCUCUUCGACGGUUCCUCUUCCUCCUCCUCCUCCUCAACCUCCAGCGUCCGCGGCCUCCCCCAGCGUCCGACCCGCUGACCGGGCAGCGGUGGCGGGCAGCGGCGGCGUCGUCGUGGACGUGGGCCGCGCGGCGGCGAUGAGCGUGGAGGAGCAGCACAUGAGCAACGCGCUGCUGGAGACGGUGUCGCGCUCGCUGGAGCUGCUGGCCGAGUCGGUGCAGCAGCUGGCCGAGACGCAGCAGGAGUUCGUGCGCGAGUCGCUGCGGCUGCAGCGCGACACCGUGCAGGUGCUGCGCGACUUCGCCAGCGGCGCCAUGGCCAUCAUGCACGACAAGCUCAACGGCCGGCCCGCGCUGUAGCCACGGCAACCCGACUCUGUGCCAGACUGAUGGUUUCCUGAACAAAAAAAGGCGCUCACCUUCCGGACAGAAGGUGUCCCAACACUAAAGAAUCGGCGACCCCUCCCAACAGGUUUUAUGGAUGUUGACGGAACUCGUACACAACAGACUGAAUGAAGGAAACUGCGAUCACCCCUUCCCACCCUGGAGACAUGUUGCAUGUUUGCUAGGGUGGCUCGAAUUGUUCAUGAAUUGUGACUGAAGCUGCCUUGAGUGUAGACGACCGACAGGUAUAUAAUCAGCAAGGAGACAGGAGCCCAGUGGACCUGCACUGGACGGCGAACAUGAACCAGCUCAGUGGACUGCUAGCACCGUUACUGCCUGAGCAGCGCGUUCCAGUGACUGCUGGACCGGGAGUGACCGCUUCACCCCACAAUAGUGCCACUGCCUGGUCUGGUGCCAUGGGGUGCUGCCACUGGUAGCUGUGAGCUAUGCUCUAGCUACGACACCGGUGGGCAUCGGUGACUGACUGUGAUGCAGGACCUAAUGGCACCAAGCCUGGUUCUGCCACACCACGGCUUCACCAGUGUUCAGGUGGUCUGGGAACCCUUGUUUGUAGUUUUCUACCUCGUAGUGAAGUCGAUGGCUGAUCAUACAGACUGGGCUGGGGAAUCUGUCUUCAGUAACUACCAUAAACAGUUGGGAGAAAAUGCAACAUGUUUUUCACACAAGCACCUUUCAGCUCGGCGUCUAAGGGUGUUAUCCCUGUGGUACGACUGAUUUUUCUUUGAUCAAGAUUCAGUUGAAUUCUUUGAUCUGUUGCUGUUAUGUGAUGUGGUAUAGUUUUUUUUUUUACUGUUUUACUGUCUGUACUCCUUUUUUUUUUUUUUUGAACUGAUUUUAUAACUUUAGAACAUUUUGUUUUUCAGUUAGUUUGUUUCUGUAAUCAAAUCCUCAUCAAGGCCAACUAUUUCCUGCUGUAUUAUAAACAGCACUCCCAUGAUUAAUCCAAUGGACGUGAUAGGAAGGCUGUUUUAAACUGAGGGCCUCCAGACUUUAAUUCUCAAAACUAAGUUCACAAGAAUUGUGUGUUUUGAAGACAGAAUUCUCAAGGUAUAAGCUGUCAGCAUCUGGCUGUAUAGCCACAGCAAGUCUCUGUAAACAGGCAUGGGGAGGCCAGCCUUGGUGGUUUUCUCUCAUUAAAAGCCACUAGAGCUUCAGUGAAUGUUAAAGGCAGGUUCAGUUGGCUUUGGGGCCCAGUGUUAAGAGUAGCGGGCUGUAACUUCCUGUAUGACCAACUUCAAGACCCUCAUGUUUGUCAUUGUCUUGUAAUGGCGAAAGUGGCCUCUCAACUUGUGAAAGUGAAAGAGAUUUUAUUGUAUGGUUUGUGUGGUCUUUUUACUGACUCAUUCUCAUGUCAUUCUCACAUGGUGUAGGAUCAGUGUCAGAAAUGGAACAUAAAGAACCAAAAACAUCUUCA
Sardina pilchardus (European sardine) is the source of this 2920-nucleotide messenger RNA. RefSeq lists its product as uncharacterized. Gene Ontology annotation, cellular component: nucleus. The record is from RefSeq and is a predicted model, not a curated record. NCBI's taxonomy places the organism in Eukaryota, Metazoa, Chordata, Actinopteri, Clupeiformes, Clupeidae. The transcript has 5 exons. The coding region runs from base 148 to 1461 and encodes 437 amino acids.